Emiliania huxleyi CCMP1516 is the source of this 1000-nucleotide messenger RNA. RefSeq lists its product as hypothetical. Gene Ontology annotation, biological process: carbohydrate transport. The transcript has a single exon. Gene Ontology annotation, cellular component: membrane. Bases 13 to 789 code for a protein of 258 amino acids. Lineage: Eukaryota; Haptophyta; Isochrysidales; Noelaerhabdaceae. Gene Ontology annotation, molecular function: sugar transmembrane transporter activity. The record is from RefSeq and is a predicted model, not a curated record.
AAAGCCUGCCUAAUGCUAGUCGCGCUGCUCGCUUCGGGCUUGGCCCCGGCUCGGCCUCCGCUGCGCCAGCUCGCUGCGCCGGCGCCCGCCGACGCCAAGGCGAGGGUGCUGCUAGCGAUGCGUGGCGGCGAGGCACGCAUGUCGGCCGCACAGGCGUUCGGCCUCUACGCUCCUGCGAUGGGCGUCCUGACCUCCAACGCCCUGUAUUUCUCGGCGCUGCCGGCCGUGCUCGCUGCGCGCAACAGUGGCGACCUUGGCCCCUUCAACCCGCUGCCUUCGACCAUCAUGAUCCACAGCGUCUUUGGCUGGCUGUGCUACGGGCUCGCCGUCUCCAACCCGUGGAUCGUGGCCUCCAACCUGCCGGGCGCCGGGGCGGUUCUCGCAACCUUUGCCGUCAUGCUGCCGCUGAUGGGCAACAGUCAUCCGGCGCUCUCCGCCUGCCAGCUGACCUUUGUCGGCGGCGCGAUGGCGACGCUCUGCCUCUGGACGGGCCUCGUCUUUGCAAAGGUUGCGGCCCGCGCCACGCUAGUGGGGUACUUUGCGUCCGCGAUCUUUGUGGUGCUCGCGGCGUCGCCUCUCUCGACCAUCCGCACCGUCCUCUCCACGCGCGAUUCCGCCUCCAUAUACACGCCGCUCACCUUGGCACAGUGCGCAAACACGCUGCUGUGGACGGUGUACGGAGUGGCCGCCGCCAAGGACGUGUUUGUGUACGGGCCCAACGGCAUCGGCCUCUGCCUCGGCCUCGUCCAGCUCCUACUCAAGCUCGUCUUCCCCACGCGAAAGCGAUAGGCGAUAGCGGGCGGGGCUCGCCCGGGUCCCGCUGUCCGACAAUCUCGUGUUUGAGUCUAUGGUGGUGCACUCUCCGCGGUCGUCCGUGUGGUGUGUGUGUGCCACACCGACACGUGGGGCGUCGUACAUCAAACAUGCGUUCCGGUUAACCCUGGCAGCGCAGGGCAGCAGGCUGCUCUUCGCGAGCAGGACAUUUUUUAGAUCGUUUAUA